Macrosteles quadrilineatus (aster leafhopper) is the source of this 5565-nucleotide messenger RNA. Its product is annotated as gastrula zinc finger protein XlCGF26.1-like. Gene Ontology annotation, biological process: regulation of transcription by RNA polymerase II. Bases 495 to 1763 code for a protein of 422 amino acids. The record is from RefSeq and is a predicted model, not a curated record. Gene Ontology annotation, molecular function: RNA polymerase II cis-regulatory region sequence-specific DNA binding; DNA-binding transcription factor activity. NCBI's taxonomy places the organism in Eukaryota, Metazoa, Arthropoda, Insecta, Hemiptera, Cicadellidae. The transcript is spliced from 2 exons.
UUGUUUCUCACAAAUGAAUUUGAUUUGGAAUUUGUUUUUUGUUUAUUGUUUUGUUUUGAUUUUUACUAUACAGUAACAAACAACAGGUUACAAACUGAAACAAAACAAGCUGUAUUAGGCUUACCUUUUGAUAUUGACUUCUCAGUGCUACGCUACGUCUUAUGUUGAUUACAAGCCUUAAACAGGUUGAGAGAGUAAAGGGAAUAAAACAAGAGAUUAAACAAUUUUAAGAAUUUAUAUAAUACAAUAGAAGAAUACAAGAAAAAAGACUGAAAAAGAUAAUACCGUAAGAAAAAAGAUAAGACUCACUCAAAUAUAUUGUAAAAUACCUAACAUACAUAGCAAGAUUUAAUUACGAGAACAUUUAAUCUUGAAUGAGAAAGCAAGCAUAUCAUGUAUCUGCUAUACAUUUUAGAAGUCCUACAACACAAGAUUACGAUUUAAAAUAUAUACAAACCCCUCUGACUAUUGACUUUCCCGAUUAGUAGUUUUAUAUGAUGAGUUUCACAGGGAUAAAAAGUGCAAGACAGGAUCUGCUAACUCACAAAACAAACUUUCCUCUCAAGUGUCCAAUAUGUGAGCAAAACUGUUCAACCUUAUUCACAAUGAAGGUUCAUAUGUUACAUCACACUGGAGAGCGUCCCUUUAAAUGUUUGACAUGUGAGAAAACCUUUUUCCAACUUAAUCAUGUAAAGAGUCAUUUGCUGGUACACCAUGGGAAGUGUCCUUAUAAGUGUACUGCAUGUGGGAAAUCCUUUAUAUCCAAAAGCCAUAUGGCGAGGCAUUCAUUGGUUCAUACAGGUGAGAGACCUUAUAAGUGCUCUACAUGUGGGAAAUCCUUUAUAUCCAAAAGCCACUUGAAGACACAUAUUGCAAUGGUUCAUACAGAUGAGAGACCUUAUAAGUGCACUUUAUGUGGAAAAUCCUUUGCAUUUAAAAGCCAACUAAAGAGACAUAUUGCAAUGGUUCAUUUAGGAGAGAGGCCUUAUGAGUGCAUUACAUGUGGAAAAUCUUUUGCAUUUAAAAGCUGUAUGAAUACACAUAUUGCAAUGGUGCAUACAAGAGAGAGGCCUUAUAAGUGCACAUCGUGUGAAAAAUCAUUUACAAUCAAAAGUGAUCUGAAAAGACAUUUAUUGGUUCAUACAGGUGAGAGGCCUUACAUUUGCCCUACAUGUGGAAAAUCCUUUACAACCAAAGGUGUAUUGAAGACACAUUCAUUGGUUCAUACAAGAGAGAUACCUUACGAGUGCACUAUAUGUGGAAAAUUCAUUGCAUCAAAAGGCUAUAUGAAAAUACAUACAUUAAUGCAUAAAGGAGAGAGGCCCUAUAAGUGCACUACAUGUAAAAAAUCCUUCACAACCAAAAGUGAUAUGAAAAGACAUUCACUAGUUCAUAUGGGGGAGAGACCUUACAAGUGCUCUAUGUGUGGAAAAUCCUUUGCAACCAAUAGUGAUAUGAACAGACAUUCAUUGGUUCAUACAGGAGAGAGACCUUACAAGUGCUCUAUAUGCGGAAAACUAUUUGCGACUAACGCCGUUAUGAAGACACAUACUAGACAGGUUCAUACAGGAGAGAGACCUUAUAAGUGCACUUCAUGUGGAAAAUCCUUUACAACCAAAGGUGGAUUGAAGAGACAUUCAUGGGUUCAUACGGAAGAGAGACCUUACAAGUGCCCUUCAUGUGAAAAAUCAUUUGUAACCAAAUAUGAAAUGAAGCGGCAUUCAUUGGUUCAUACAGGAGAGACCUUACAAGUGUACAUGUAGGCCUAGAAGAUUCUUUGCAUAAAAAAAUGAUGACAAAUAUAUUGGUUCAUACAGGAGAGAGACCAAUAAGUGAACUCCAUGUUGAAAAUAAUUUGCAUCUAACUUUGUUAUGAAGAGACAUCUGUUUAUACAGGAGAGAGACCUUAUAAGUGCUCUACAUGAGGAAAUUCCUUCAGAACUAUAGGUGAAUUGAAGAGACAUUCAAUCAUAGGGGAGAGAGACCUUACAAGUGCACUAUUUGUGGAAAACUCUUUGUGUCUAACAACUUUACGGUGUACGUCCAGAGUGCACGCCAAUUCAGAUUCAGAAUCUGAUUCGGAUUUUCGGUGCUUGGUUAAUCUGAGUCAGAUAUUUUGUUGGUGGCCACAUUGGAAGCAGGAAAUUUGCCGCAGGUACUGACUCUGUAAGUAAAGAAACAAGUUAGUCGCUCUUAUGGAAUUGUUGGAUGAGGAAUUAACGUGUAAAAUUAUAGUGUCUGAAACUGUUGUGAAGUUACAGCAGGUGAAACCACCAAACUUAUUAAAAUUGGACAUCACAUUGUAAGAAACUGGUGUAACCUUCAUAAACAAAAAAAUCCUGAAGACCGUUUAGUGGUAACCCUCAAAGUAAGAAUGAAAAAAAAUUAUUUUGCCAUAAAAACAUAAUUUAUUGAACUAAAUUGUAAUGUGAAUCUGGCACCAGAAUGAAGAAUUCAUUCCUGCCUGCACGCGGGCUCGGAAACCGGCAGCCACUACUGCCACUUCCAUUUGAAUGCAAGUGCCAUUCCUGCCACCGAAAAUCUGAAUCUGAAUCAGGGUGCACUCUGGAUGUACCGUUAUGAAGACGCAUACUAGACAGGUUCAUACAGGAAAUAUACCUAAGUGCUAUUCAUGUGGAAAAUCCUUCACAACCAAAGGUGAGUCACAGUAACUCAAAGUAACCAAAGAGGUUUGCCAUAAUGCUUUAGUUUUUUGGAAGCUUUACGUGUGCUCUUUGCUUUCUUUGGGGGUUCUCUCUAAAGUUACUUGAAAUUUAAGGAUUUUAAAAGUUGCCCUAUAGAUAUCCUUGAAUUUCACAGAAAAUAAAGUGAUUCUUAAAGUAAUGUUAAAAGGAGUAUUCAAUGGCAUUUUCAAGUGACUGAAAGGAAUAUCAAGAAGACAAGGACAUCACCUAAAGGAUUUUGUUUUUAAGAAAUGGAAAAAUGACUUUGUUAAGUUAAAAUGGCAAAAGAUAAGCUGUGUUUUGAUGUGCUAUUUAUAUGUAUAGGGUAAAUAGUAUUGAAUUUGUACUAUUUAUAAAUAUGGGCGCUUUCAUUGCGUCACACUGUACUUAUGGUGGAAAUAAUGCAUAAUAAAAUAUACUGGUCAUAGACAGUUAGUAUAUUUAAUUGUUAAAAGUAGUUUCUUACAGAUGCUUUAGGCUCCUGGUUUAACAUUAUUCAGAACUUUCUUUUUAAGUUUAAGGAUUUUAUCAAGGUUUGGUGCACUCGUGCCCCCAUAGAUAUCUAGAUGACAGUUGAGUGUAUUUGAGCAAAAUAAAUACAUUUUCAAGUUUCUAGAUUAAACAAAAAUUACAUUCUUUUUAAGACGAGUAAUCCCAAAGAAUUUGUUUUCGCUAAAUGUAGAACAUGUAAAUUCCAAUUCAAAUGAUUAGAUCCACUAACAUAAACAUAAAAAUAUUGUGAAUUUUAUUGUCUCUUGACUUGGAUCGAUAUGAACAUUUCCAGAUUGUCUUUAUGUUGCACUGUUUUAUUUACAAGAACAUUUUAUUUUUCCCUUCAUGAUUUAAAAAUUAACUGUUUUUAGAGGAAUAAGAUUGAAAAAAUUUGAAGUAUUCAUUACACACUAUUUCAAAAAUUUCAAGAUCAUUAUAAGAUGUAGAUGAUGUUAUCAAAUUUGAAUCGUCAGCAGCAUACAGAACUAACCUGCUAUUGAUACCAUUAAAACUUUUUAAUAUAGAGGGCAUUCCUUGUACAUAAAACAAGAAUAACAAAGGUCAAAGAAUAGAACCUUGUGGAACUCCAUGUUUGAUGUUUAUUACUUUUUAGUUAUGUUUUAAGAUUUUACCAUUUGUUUCUUACACAAUCUCAACAUACUGUAUUCUAUUAGAGAGAUAUGAUUCAAACCAAUGUAUAUAACGUUCUGUUAUACCCAGAUAUUGCAAUUAACUUAAAAGUAUUUUGUGUGAGAUACUUUCAAAAGCUUUUGUAAGGUCCAUAAAAACACUAACUACUUUGUUUCCUUUAUCAACUGCAUCAAUUAUAGUGCCUGUGUCUGUAAAAUCCAUUAAAGUAAUAGUUAUAGACUUGCCUUUUCCAAACCCAAGUUACUCAUUAUCAAAGAAAUCAUUAGCUCAUCACAUCACACAUUAUUCGUUCUUAGACCUGAUUUAUAAAUAAUAUGAACAUAUUUGAUAGUGAUCAACAUAGAGCACACGUUUUUCUGAAUACACAAGAAUUUAAAAACUCAUGUUUUGAAGGACAGUAUGAGUCAGGUAUAACAAUUUUUCGUUAUUAACAUUAGAUCAAUAAGAAAAAAUUGGAUCAGUUUUUGAUUUAUUUUUAUAAAGGUUUUGCAUUUGUGGACAUAAUUAUAUUUACUGAAGUUAAUGUAAAAGAAACUCUCUGACAUUCUGAAAUUUUUAAUAUUAAGGGAUAUAGCAUAGCCUAGUGCUUAAUUUAAGACAAAUAAAAAAAAGGUGGAGGUAGGCCUAUUGUAAUUUUUAUUAAUGAAAACAUUUUAGUACAUGGGUUAGAUGUAAACAGUAGUCUAGUAGUUUUGAAAGCAAAGUAAUUAAUGUCACAAAAAUAUUUAUUUUAUAAAUAUUGUAGCCACAUGAGUUGUUGCAUUGUUAUUCUUCUUCUUGAUUUUUGCACAGAUCGCUUACAAAUCCGUAUUAAUCCAUCUAAUAAUCCGUCUAAUUAAUUUUAACAAGCCUCCUCCCUCUUUGAUACCAAAGAUGACAUUUUACUCAGCACAGUAAUUUCCAACACCUCCAAACUGAAGUAGCCGCUACAACUCGCCAUAUGUGACCGGAAGUUUUUUCAAGCCUGCGAGUACGAGUGGCGACUAAUAGCAGCGAGUAAACUCGCCAUGUGUGACAGGGCCUUUUAAACAAAUUUUCAAAAAGAGUUUGAAAAUUACUAGUUCCAACUUUUUUAAUAGAUUGCCAACUGAAAAAGAAAAUAUAACUAGUUUUAGAGUCUUGAAGUCUAGGCUUAAGCAUUGUUAUCUCAAUGAAUCCAUUUAAAUAUUGUUUAUUAAAUUACUUACAUAUAAUAUUAUUGUUUAAGUAAAAAUCAUUUCAUGCAUGUUAUUUACUUUAAUAUUGUCAUCUCAAGGAAUCCAUAGAAACUCGUUAAAUUGUUGUUAUUAUAAUUUAUUUAAUUAUUUACGUAUUGUUGUAUUGUUAUAUCAUUUUAUCCAUUUCAAAUCUGAUUGAAUAUUGUUGCCAAAAUUACUCAUUAUAUUAUUGUUAAAGUUGAGAAGUACCUAUUUAAUGCAUGUUAUUUUUUGUUAAAUAUUUAUUUAUUUAAGAUAUUUGUUUCAAGUUCUUGUUAUAGCAAAUUAAUGUUAGUCUUCUAUAAAAAGGUAGAGUAUAAGUGGAAACAACAAUGAUAGCAGAUCUUGACAAGAAAAACAAGAGACAAGGAAAACCAAAGUGUAUGGAUAAGGACUGACCAAGGGACAAAGUAGAUUGUUAUCAAGAACAUGUUUUUCUCUAUGAGCUGCAGAUAAGCAAAAUUGUCCUGGCUUUUGAAACAAGUUGUUUAUAAAAUUCUGUAAGAUUUUGUAAUUUUUCAAAUAAAUAAAAAAAGUUAUUU